UAGAUGAUUUACUUUAUUUUAUUAUACAUUAGUUGUUAGAGUUGUGGAUUUAAUAUGAUUAUAAUAAGUAAACGUAUGCGAGUCAGAAUAACUAAUAAGCAUCUUAUAAGAAACGUACGUGUAGUAGAUAAGAGUUUGUAUGAGUAAGCACUCUACAUUUUACCUUUUAUAUUUACGUUAUACUUUAGAACUUAAGUAGUUUUAAGAACACAAGGAUGCAAUCAUUUAUACGGAAUCAACAUAAAGAAGAAAGAAAUUUGUUAAAGGCCCUAAAUUCAUUUCAUAUUUAUCGAAAUUUAUGGGGUUUGAGUUGACUUUGGCAACACUGACUGUUGCAAAGCGAACGUUCCACCAUUUUGAAUCGUUGGCGGAAGAUCUCCAAGCAGACGCGAGUUCCCCGGGAAGGUUCCUCAAAUUAUGCUGGUACAGUGAACUCGCCGCCGCCAACCACACCGGACAAGACAACUCGGAUUUGACGAAAACCCCCCUGAUUAGACCUGCUAUCGGACUAGACUAUUUCUCGGAUUAAACAAGAAAAGAGCUUACACAAACAACAUAAUGGACGAUUUGCUUUUAAGAAGGCUUAGGCUCAUUAACGACAAACUCACCACAGACCUAGAAGUUAUUCCUGUUACCAUUAAUUCAGAGAACUUAGGGCAGGCUCAAAUUACUUACAGUAAAUUAGAUGCAUCUCUGAAAAGACUUGACAACGACUUGAUGGAGUACUUUCGCUUGGCUUCGACACCUGCUUCUGAUGAAAUAUGUUUACUGAGUGGAUUGCAACUUCAAACAGAGGAGACUUUGGCUGAACUUAAAGUGAAGAUCGACCAAAUAACUUUGAAAGGCAACGCUACAGAGAAACCUCCGGAAGCGAAUGCCUCAUGCCGACUCCCUAAACUUCAGCUGCCGGUGUAUAGUGGAGAUGUGCUCUUUUGGUGUGAGUUCUGGGACUCCUUCAAGAGCAACAUUGAUUCAAGAAAUCUGCCUGAUGUUGACAAGCUCUCCUAUCUUAAAGCCUCGAUGACGGGAGAUGCCAAGAAAGCCAUAGAUGGUCUGUCUACUACUAAUGCUAAUUAUAGAAUAGCCAUAUCAAUCCUGAAGGAGCGUUUCGGCAAGACCUCUCAUCUCAUUGACGCGCAUUAUGCAACACUAUAUAAGGUUAAGAUGGCCAAAAGCACCGCUGAAGACUGUAGAAAGACAUUCAACGAAGUUGAACGAAAUCUCAAAAUUUUGGAAUCAUUAGGUGAAAACAUCAAUCACAAUCAUCUUCGUUUUAUGUUGCUGGAGAAAUUUCCACCCGAUCUAGUUUACGAAAUUAAGCUGAAGGUUAAUGAUGAUUCUAUACAAGAAAUCAGGAACCAAUUAGAUAGAAUUAUUACCGCAAAAGAGGAUGCUGAAAGGAUUUCAGGAAGAAAACGCACGCAUGAAGCAGAAGAUAGUACAGUCGGAACUCUACAUAUAAAUGUGAAACGUGCAAGAAGCGCAUAUCAACCCAAACAGCAACAAGGUCCCCCUAAGAAACAAAAUCCUCAAGGAGGUUUUGAUAGAAGACCGGAAAGGAAGAAUAAGUUUGAUAGUAUUAAUAAACCCAAUAAAUGGAACAGACCAAAACAAACUCCGACUUCUAACAAGGAUCAACCAGAACCUCAGCAGGGCUCUUCGAAGGGGAGAACAGCGUGGACAUGCAUCUUUUGCAAAGGUGAUCAUUACAAUGAUAAGUGCUCUGAAGCUACUACCUUAGCAGAAAGAAAGAAACGACUUGGAAAGAAAUGCUUCAUGUGUUUGAAGUUAGGCCACUUUAUAAAAGACUGCAAGAACAAACGUAAGUGUAGCAUUUGCUGUAGUGAGACACCGCAUAACAGAGCUUUAUGCCAUUUAAAUUUUCAGAAGAAUACUGCAAUGAAGAAACAGUCCUGACGGUUCUAGGAAAGGGAUUCACUACUCUUCAAACUUCUGUCGUUAGGGCUAACCCCCUAGAUAAUAAAAAUAAACAAUAUAAAUAUAGACUUCUUUUAGAUCCAGGCUCUCAGCGCUCCUACGUCACAUUUCAAACUGCCAAGGAAUUGAAGCUUCCCAUUGAAGAGGAAAGUCAUUUAACUAUAUUUACCUUCGGUGAAGAUCCUCCUAAAGAAAUACAUAGUCCAAUAGUUACUUUACAAUUGCUGUCAA
This is a messenger RNA of Cydia pomonella (codling moth), 2169 nucleotides long. RefSeq lists its product as uncharacterized. The coding region runs from base 559 to 1917 and encodes 452 amino acids. The transcript has 3 exons. The record is from RefSeq and is a predicted model, not a curated record. NCBI's taxonomy places the organism in Eukaryota, Metazoa, Arthropoda, Insecta, Lepidoptera, Tortricidae. Gene Ontology annotation, molecular function: zinc ion binding; nucleic acid binding.